AUAGGGAUAAUUUCGUGAAAAAGGCACGGCAGCCGCAACAGCAGCGAGCCGAGUCGUUGCGCGGCAAAAAGCCGGGAGGUGAGCUGAUGGGCUGGCAGUGGGCUCGCAGCAGCAGGGGCCUCCUGUGCUCCCUCGGCGGCUGCGACGAUUAUUACAGCGCCGACACGCUCGGCACCUGGAAGUUCCAUCGGGUUGCCCGCCCCAGCCAUGAGGGAAUGAGCGCUGGGAGCGAUGGCAGCGGCGGCGGCCUCGGUGGGGUACUGGGCGGUAGGAAUACACCGCCCCAUGGCUCGCCCACCCCAAUGGACAAAGCGACCCUCAAGGUCCAUUUGCCGAACGGUGGUUUUAACGUGGUCAAGUUUGGCGACGCCAUCGACGUCAAGGGUAUCAUAUCGUUGGUCACGAGCCGACUGGCGGCGGGGACGAGGCAUUACAGGAAUCUUUACGCCAUGAGAUUACACCACACGAGCUCGAGCGAGAGUUACUGGUUGCACCAGGACACGACGAUGCACCAGGUGCAAGAAAAAUACGAAAAGAAACACCCGCACAGCGAAUGGAGGUACGAGUUGAGGGUGCGAUAUUUACCCCAGAAUCUAAACGACCUUUACGAAAAGGACAAAGUCACGUUUUACUAUUACUACGAUCAGGUGAGGAACGAUUAUCUGACGGCGAAUCACUCGAUGCUCGAUCAAGACGUAGCCGUGCAACUGUGCUGCCUCGAAAUUAGAUAUUUUUUCAAAGACAUGCCCCAAAUAGCUCUCGACAAAAAGAGCAAUUUAGAAUACUUGGAGAGAGAGGUUGGUCUGCACAAAUUUUUGCCUCGCUCGAUAUUAAACAGCAUGAAGCCAAAAGCACUGCGAAAGCUCAUACAACAGCAUUUCAAAAAGGUGGCCGCUCUCUCGGAGCUCGAGUGUAUGUACAAAUUUUUCGAACUGCUCCGCUCGCACUACAGGUUCGACCAGGAGAGGUUCAUAUGCGCUUUGGGAACUAGUUGGUCUAUUCCCGUGGAACUAGUCAUCGGCCCGGAUCUCGGAAUAUCGUACAUGGCUCAUCGCGGUGGGACGGUGCCGACGAGGAUGGCGGAAUUCACGCAAAUCCAGUCGAUUCAGACGCUCGUGUCGGAUUGCAAGGAGCACGCGAAAGCUUGCAUAAAACUCCGAGUGGCGGGUACGACCGAAACCCUCAGUAUUACUUGCUCGAGUCUCGAUCAGGCUGAAAGUCUCGCAGAUUUAAUCGACGGCUACUGCAGACUGGCGACUGACAGCAAUACUUCCUUGUGGAAUAGAAAAGCUGCUUCUUGGAAAAAUUAUCCCUGUCCUUGUAAAGAUGCUCAUCAACCAAAAAAUAAGCACGAAAACACAGAAAGUCUAGAAAAUAAUGGCGCUGGAAAGACUGGAACUAUGUUGUCUGAAGAUUAUGCGGAGAUUGUCGAUGAAGAGGGAGAUUAUUCAACUCCAGCUACGCGUGAUUACGAAAUAGUCAGGAAUCAAGUAGAACUAGGAGAAAUCAUUGGAGAAGGACAGUUUGGAAACGUCCACAAAGGCUCCUACAAGGCACGAGAUGGCCAGAUAAUACCGGUUGCUGUAAAAACUUGCAAAGUCGACGCAGAUCUUGCAACUUCUGAAAAAUUUCUCGAAGAAGCAUACAUAAUGCAGCAGUUCGAGCACCCGCACAUAAUCCGUCUGAUCGGCGUGUGCUCGGAGGCCCCGAUCUGGCUGGUCAUGGAGCUCGCCAAAUUGGGCGAGAUGCGCGCCUACCUGCAAUCCAACAAGCACAAGCUCGACCUCGCCGCCCUCAUCCUCUACACGUUCCAACUAAGCACUGCCCUGUCCUACCUCGAGAGCAAAAAAUUUGUGCAUCGCGACAUAGCCGCGCGCAACGUUCUUGUCUCGGCGAACAAUUGCGUCAAGCUCGCGGACUUUGGCUUGAGCCGAUGGGUCGAGGACCAAAACUACUAUACGGCCAGCAAGUGCAAGCUGCCCAUCAAAUGGAUGGCGCCCGAGAGCAUCAACUUCCGCAGGUUUACCACUUCGUCGGACGUGUGGAUGUUUGGUGUUUGCAUGUGGGAAAUAUUGAUGUACGGCGUGAAACCUUUCCAAGGGGUGAAAAACAACGAGGUCAUCGGUAAAUUGGAAAACGGAGAGAGAUUGGCUCUGCCGAGCAACUGCCCACCUCGGCUUUACUCGCUGAUGUCGCAGUGCUGGAGCUACGAGCCGAGCAAGAGGCCAACUUUCAAGGAUAUUCGAGAAAAUUUACAUGAAAUUCUCAUCGAAGAAAGGCACCAGCAGCAGGAGAACGUACGCCGAGAGACUCGCAGAGUUCAAGCCAUGUCGUGGGUCGGAGGAGACGACGUGCAACCAGCUUCAAAGCCCCCUGUGAGCCGUCAGGGCUCCAACACGACGCCUGACCAGUCCGAACUGACGGCUCCGGUCUCCACGUACAUCGUCGCCCAGAAUCCAGAGGUACUCGCCCAAUUGAUGAAGGAGAGCCAGGCAAGAGGGGUAUGUCCCUCGGUAUACACGACCCCCGCGACCCCCUUCAACUCCCUGGCUGUACAGUUCCAAGACGAGGACAAGACCUUGACCACCGCUGUAGUCGCGGACCUCCCCUUUGCCGACCCCAUUGAGAGCCUGCAGUCCAGUGCUUCUUCCUCCAACAACUCUAAUCAACUGGCUUCCGAAUCCAACUCUCAGUCUGAGUCGAACCUUGACUCGAUCGAGUCGUCCGACACCAUAUCCUCCUUCCUGUCGAACCUAAGCGUGUCCGAGUCUAUGCAGUCCCCAAAUGUCACUCGCAAACAAUCCCAGCAGAGCUUGUACUCAUCUAGCGCGAAAAUCGCGGAUCUCUACUCACCGGUGCAAAAGUUUUCCUCCGCGGCAGCGUCGUCCUGCGCCUCGUCAGCCGCGGGUGUCGAGAUCUAUGGUCCUGUGGCUGGCUUCAGCCAGAGCUCAGUCAUAGUCGGCAACCUAAGCCAGAGCCCCAGUCUUGUCGGCAACUUUGCCGAGGCCUGUGCCCCCGAACUGCUACUCCAGAACUACGGGCCACCGAGCAUACCGCCCACCGACUCAGUAGCCCAGUCUUCCUCCUCGAGCUCGUUUCCCCAGAAUGGCGCUUCCUCCUUUAUCGGCCCAAACCAAAACUCUGUUGGUGCCAAUCAGUCAUCCGGCUAUCCAUCGGUCAUGACGUCCUCCAUUACCAGUGCCGAAAACAUAUACGGUCCCGUGCUCAAGUUCCGCGCUCAGACGGCCGCUACGAUGGCCGAGCCGGUGCUCAGCGCCCCGGCGGCCGGUGUCGCUUCUUACAUGCAAGCCAUGCGUGCCCCCAAUGUCAUAGCUCCAGGCUACUGUGCUCCCGUCAUAAGCAGCAACAACAACAACAACAGCAGCCAGGCUCAGGUGAUCUACGCCCAAAACUACCAGCAUCAGCACCAACAGAUAUACUCAAACGUGUCGUCGUCGCCGAGCAAUUAUUCGCACUACUCGCAAAACUAUCAGCGCAGCUCCUCGGCGAUGUCGCCAUCGCCGGCAGCGCCGAUCUACACGGUCCACGCGACGCCCACCUCGGUGGUGCAGGCCCAGAAACUCCAGCAGGCCCAGCAGCAGUGCACGAGCUAUCACCAUCCGGCUGUGCAGACGCAUUACGCGGCCCAGACCAGGCAGGUCGCGAUGCCCCAGGUGGGCAAGGUAUACACGGCCAACGCCGUACCCGUUAAUGCAACGAUUGUCCCUGGUGGUGCGGGUGCUGGAAGAUUGUGUGACGGGAAUUUGGUGGAGGAUACCGCCGCCGCCGCCGCUGCGAGCACUGGGCUAAUUGGGCCGAGCAGCGGGGAUGUGCCUGUCGGUGGCGACGAGAUUAUGAUGAUUAUGCUGCACGAGCAGAGAAACGCACAGUCCCAGAUGUUUGAGACCACUGCCGAUUUCAAUCCUCGAGUCGAAGACGUGAAGCAGUUUUUGGAAAAACGUUUGCUCGAACAGCAGCGUCAGUCGGAAGAGGACAGCCGGUGGCUAGCCAGAGAAGAGAAACGCCUGUCGAUAGCAACGAGCGGCGACGAGAGCGCGAGUCCGCCGAUCCCGCGAUCGAUCACGCAAUCGCCGAACCACGAGACUCACACCACGACGAGCACGGGGUCGCUGGGGUCCGAUAAGGGCUCCGACAAAAUCAUCGUAGUCAAGAAAAUGGAGCCGACGCCCACUGCCGAUCUCGAUCGAACGAACGACAAGGUGUACGACUGCACGACCAGCGUAGUACGUGCCGUGAUGGCACUGUCCCAGGGCGUUCAGCAAAGCAGGGCCGACCAGUACCUCGAUCUGGUGCGCCGCGUGGGUAUCGAGCUGCGCGAGCUCCUCUCGUCGGUCGACGCGCUCGUGGAAAUACUGCCCGCCAAUGCUCACCGGGAGGUAGAGAUGGCGCACAAGGUGCUCAGCAAGGACAUGGCUGAGCUCGUUACCGCGAUGAAGCUUGCCCAGAACUACAGUGCCACGACUCUCGACGCCGAGUAUCGCAAGGGUAUGCUAUCUGCCGCUCAUAUCCUGGCGAUGGACGCGAAAAAUUUGCUCGACGUGAUAGAUUCGAUUAGGAUCCGCUUCCCUUACGUAGAUAGCCAAAUAUGCCAGAGGCACAACGAAAUGACAAACUCGAGGGGCUUGGCACAGGAGUACCGCAUGCGCUCGAGCCAGUCCGGCGAGCAGCUCAGGCGAAGUCAUUCCAGCGAGCGGCAGAGCAAUCCUGGUUUCCGGCAGAGCCAGAGCGGCGACCUCCUGCACCGAAUGGGCCAAUCCGUUGAUCGUGGAUCACAGGGACAGCUUGACGGUAACGGGAUGUCGAGCCUGGAGCGGCGGCACCACAUGGUUAACAGUCUCGAGCGCAAUUCGACGACCAGACGACAAAUGGUGACCAACAGCCUCGAGCGGAAGCGACCCUCGCUCUCGAGUAGCCCCUGUGGAAACUUGAUGAAUUUGCCACCGGUGCCGGUCACCUGCAGCAUUGUCCAGACGAAGGCACCGAUCAUCCAUCAACAUCAGUCUUCUCUAUCCACGGACAUCACUCAGAGCUCGAUGUUCAAUAACAAAAUUGGCAAAGAGCUCCAGUCGAACGACAGCUAACGAUGAGGUGUUUACUUGCGUUAGAUUUUUUUUUGUUUCUUUAUCAAUUGAGGGCGAUUGUCAAAAUUAUUUGUUGGCCUCUUUUUUUGUUGUUGUUGUUCUUGUUAUGUUCUGUUGAUUUGUAGUUUUACGCCGGAAACAAUCGAUAUCACUUUAAUGUCCGUUCAAUGUUAAAAUAGUGCAACAGGACAACAUUAAAGAAAUAUUGUACAUAUAGUAUAAUUAAGACUCGAGCGAAAAGUUACCCAUCGCACCUUUCCUCCUUGCUAUAGAAGCAAAUGUGUAUUUGCUCUUUAAUCAAUUUAUAAACUUUCUCUUUGCUACCAAAGUGGCAAGUGUGUUUUUUCUUUAAUAAAAAAAAAUAAUAAUAAUGUAGCAAGUAUAUACUUAUAUAUACAUAUGUACGAUGUAUAUAUAAAACAGUAUUCACUAGCUAUUAUAGGAAUAUCAUGUCGAUAAAUA
Molecule: messenger RNA, 5564 nt
Organism: Copidosoma floridanum
Lineage: Eukaryota; Metazoa; Arthropoda; Insecta; Hymenoptera; Encyrtidae
Gene: Fak
Product: protein tyrosine kinase 2 Fak
Biological process (GO): signal complex assembly; protein phosphorylation
Cellular component (GO): cytoskeleton; focal adhesion
Molecular function (GO): ATP binding; protein tyrosine kinase activity
Source: RefSeq, a predicted model, not a curated record